This is a messenger RNA of Puntigrus tetrazona (Sumatra barb), 2374 nucleotides long. Its product is annotated as CMRF35-like molecule 8. The transcript has 7 exons. NCBI's taxonomy places the organism in Eukaryota, Metazoa, Chordata, Actinopteri, Cypriniformes, Cyprinidae. The record is from RefSeq and is a predicted model, not a curated record. Bases 147 to 1478 code for a protein of 443 amino acids.
AGAUGGAGCUCCAGCUGCUAAUACUGUGUCUUUCAUAGAAAGGAGGAGCGAGGGAGAGAAAGAGAAAGAGAGAGAGAGAGAGACAGAGAGAUAGAGCUAGAGCUCAUCAUUAAAAGAAAGCACCAGCUCCUCACAGACCGAGCAGCAUGAUCCAGAUCUGUGAAGAUAUACUCCUCAAACUUCACCUGCUGCUGCUGCUCACUUCAGUCUGUGAGACGAGUGAGAUCUUGACUUUCACUGCUCAUGAAAGAGGGACGGCUGAGAUACGGUGCCCAUAUGAGUCUGGACAUGAAGAACUUCAGAAGUAUCUCUGCAGAGGAGAAUGUCUAAGAGUGAAUAAAGACAAAGCUGUUGAGUCUGAAUCAGAAGCUAAAGGCAAAAGAUUCUCUCUGAUUGACAAUAAAACAGACCGGAUCUUCACCGUCAACAUCACUGAUCUGAGAACAGAGGAUCAAGGCAAAUACUGGUGUGGAGUAACAACGGGAUUUGGAAAAUCUGAUUAUUACAGAGAGAUUCACCUGGAAAUUAAACUUGUGUCUGGAGUGUUUGGUGUGAUUGGAGGACGUCUCUCGAUCACCUGCCGUUAUGAAGGGGAACUGAAGAAUGAUGUCAAGUUCAUCUGCAAAGAAAGCAACCCGUCCCUGUGUGAGGAAUCAGCUAUCAAAGUCUCAUCAGAGACAAACAGCAGUAAACGGUUCUCUCUGAGCGACGAUGAGUCUGCAGUCUUUACUGUGACCAUCACUGGUCUGAGAGAAGAGGAUUCUGGGAUAUACUGGUGUGGAGCUGUACGGAGAGGACAAGAGCGCAAGAGCAAGUGGAUUUCAGUCAUUAAUCUGAGAGUUUCUGCAGCUACAACAGACAGACCUUCAUCUAAACCAACAACAGCUUCAUUUCGCACCAGCAAACCAGUGACAGCAGAUACUGCCUGGAACAGAACCGUCACACCUUCACCCUCAUCAACAUCUUCACCCUCAUCAACAUCUUCACCCUCAUCAACAUCUUCACCCUCAUCAUCAUCUUCACUAUCACCAUCACCAUCAUCUGCAUUGUUUUUCUCUGCUAACACAGACACACAACCAGGUUUCACGGCAAUCAGCAUGGUGGUGGUCAUCGUGAUACUGACAGGCCUUGGAUCGUCACUGUUCCUUUACUUGAGACGGAGGCAGAAGAAAGAAGGAACUCGGCCCAAAGAUGUGGUUCACAGCCCGGCUAAGAAUCUGCCCGAUGGAGAAACUAGAGAAGUCACACAUACAGACUGUGAUUACGAAGACAUCAGCAGCACUCUUGAUCAUCCUGACUAUAGUACGGUCCUUUUAGCCUUCACCGAACAUGACGCCCCUGUUUACGCUUUAGCACAAUUACCCAGCAGCCCCUCUGAUGAUCUCAACUACUCCAGCAUCAGAUUCCCAGCCUCACGUCUUUCAGACAGGACCUCUGAUGAGCAGGAGACAUGCCACUACUCAACAGUUAGACCAUAACAGACAGAGACCAGGUUAAAGCCGAAUCACACCGAACUGAGGAUUGCUUCUCACUUAAACCUGUGGUCCAUACAUUUUAGAUAAAUCAGUAUUUGAGACAUCACUGAUUGUCUCUUAUUCAUUCAUAACCACAAGUCAUUUAGUAUUACAGUACAUAAUGAAGAAUUAAAUGAGUAGUGAUGGGAAUAACAGCGUUAAAAACGUGUAAAACGUGUAAAUUAGUGUAAAAUGGUAUUCUGUUUAGUGUCCUUUUCAUUAAUUUAACUUAUUUAUAUUUGGGACAGGCACUGUAUGUGAAUAGUUACUUUCACUGGUAAUCAGUUACUCUUAUAAUGAUGCAACUCGGUUACUUUUUGUGAGUAGUAACUAGCAACUAUAACUUUCACUUUUUAAAGCAAUGUGCCCAACACUGUAAACGACUGGAGAAAAUCAAUGUUCAAAUAAUAAAAGUUCAAAUAAAAAAUCUGAAUGAAAAGUUACAAAGAGUAACCGACGGGUUGAAACGUUCAUGUGAGGUGAUUCAUGUUUUUGAGAUAUAAAUAAAUAAGCCCAUUUUUAUUGACGAGUAGCCUUAAUUUUUUAGAUCCUUAAAUUGCUCUGUGGUCUUAACGUUAACAAAAACAUAUAUAUUUCAUAUUCCCUGCAUAAUGCAUAUGCACAGUUGAAUGCACUUAUCUUCUGUGGAUGUGAACCUAAACAGUGGGACAAUGGUAUAUCAGCGCAGAAAAGUGAAAGUGAAAGCGCAGCUCUGAGCAGGACGUCCUUUAUCAGAACAGUUUUUUUUAAGUGAAACUAGGAAGCACCAGAGAGCUGCGGGACAGGUACCUAGUGUUUAGUUUGUCUUAACUUGUUUUUAACCAUUAUCGCGAAUUCAUGUUUGCUGAUACAAUUUAUUA